AUGCCGUCUCUUCAAUACAUGCUCUCCAAAAAGUUGGGGGAGCCGCAGGCAUUCAAUGAGGGCAAGCUUCAAGGGGACGAGCCCAUCACCAAAUACCUACCUGAGCUCUCUUCGCUCCCCGGCCCAAUGCCCGCUGACCAGCUAACAUUGAUUGACAUCUUGUCUCACCAAACAGGUCUGCCUGGAUUAGAUGCUUUAUGGCUUGGUGCAGACAACGAGAUCAACAUACCAGAAGAGUUUACUCUUGCUAUGUGCAAGCACUUGCCAGCACUGUACCCACCCCGUUCCAAGUGGUUGUACAACAACUGGAUGUACGCUCUGGCUGGUAAGAUUAUUGGUCAAGCCGCGAAUGUGUCAUGGGGCCAAGCUUCAGAGUCACACGUCCUCGGCCCGGUCGGCUUGACUCAAUCCUCAGUGAUCGAAUCUAAAAUCCCAGCGGGUUCGACAGCAUUGCCGUACGCUGUCCUAGAUGACAAGACAAAACGGCGUAUUGGCGACGUCAGGCUCACGGAUGGGAGCCUUAUGUCGCCGGCAGGUGGAGUCCGUAGUACACUUCACGAUCUUCUCUCGUGUGGUGAUGCCUUGCUAUCGAGUCUUCAGGGCGAAGUAUCGCCUCUUCGCCAGUUAGACAGCAUUCUAUUUGGCCACAGCUUCAUCAACAAAUCAGCCUCAUUUGACGAAUUGUAUGGUCUUGGGUUUGCUAAAGUCACUCUACCAGCACAAUUUGGAAAGAUCAGGUUCAAUCCAGGCCUAGUAAACGCAAUGCCAGUUAUUGGCUCGAAAUCCGACCAUCAACUUGUCUUCUAUCACAACGGCGCCAUUCCUAGUUACAAUCAUUGUAUUAUGUUGCUGCCGAGCGAACAGAUAGCAAUUGUGGUCUUGACGAACUCGAUCUCGCAAGGCGAUAUUGCGGAUUGGGUUGCUCAAACACUCCUGCAGGUUGUCUUGCGCCUCGAAACCAAAACAGACAUCGUUUCACUUGCUCAGCAAACAGCCAAAAAGUGGAGGUCGGGAUACCACAACUUCGUCGAAACACUUGAAAAGGAGAAAAUUCCGAAUACCAUUCCGCCGCCGAACGAAGACCUCACCGGAACGUACGUUCAUUCCCCAAGUGCCUUUCUCUUCAAGGUGUUCAUGGACGACGGGCUUCUCAAAUUCAAUAUCAAUGGAAAGAAGUCACAAACUCACAUGCUGACGCAUUAUCACAAUGAUACAAUUUCUUUCUUGCCUUCGGCCGAGGAACGGAUGAAGCGAGGGCUAUUCCACUACGGGACUCAUGCAUGGUUGUUACAUUUCAAGAGAAAUGAUCAAGGAGCUAUCAAGGAGCUCUCAUGGGUUAUCGAUGAUAAUAUAAAGGAGGGGGAAGUUUUCACGAGAGUAUGA
Molecule: messenger RNA, 1383 nt
Organism: Penicillium brevicompactum
Lineage: Eukaryota; Fungi; Ascomycota; Eurotiomycetes; Eurotiales; Aspergillaceae
Product: serine hydrolase domain-containing protein
Exons: 2
Coding region: 1-1383 (460 amino acids)
Source: RefSeq, a predicted model, not a curated record